Molecule: messenger RNA, 998 nt
Organism: Arabidopsis lyrata subsp. lyrata
Lineage: Eukaryota; Viridiplantae; Streptophyta; Magnoliopsida; Brassicales; Brassicaceae
Product: RING-H2 finger protein ATL5
Exons: 1
Coding region: 289-726 (145 amino acids)
Biological process (GO): protein ubiquitination
Source: RefSeq, a predicted model, not a curated record
UGCACCAACUCUUGUUCUCUUAACCAAAGAGCUUUACAAAUUAAUAAACUAAUUUAAUUUUUUACUAACCCCAAAAGUCCAAACAAAGCUUAACCUUAAAUUUUUCCAUUUUAGUAUUCUUUAAUCCUAGCACAAAUGUGGUAUCGAGAAUUCGAAUCUAGACCAGAGUAGUGGUUAAAUCAUGACCGUCGAUUUCAUCAAGAGAAACCUUAUAUAACAAACAGCUUCGUUAGCUGUUGUGCCAUAAUCUCGUCCCAUCCCCAUAAUAGCUUAUAAAUUUUCUCGAGAAUGUUUAUUGAAUCAGUGAUUAGAUUCUCUGAAUUCAUUGCCGAAUCCGUCAUCAUCGUCUCCGUCGUCGUCUUCUCUCUCCGUCUCUUCUUUAGAUUCGCUUGUUUCCUCGCCAGCCGACCUUGGCGUCGUUACCGUACAUUCACGGUCCAUCAUCGCCGGAGAUGGAGAAAAACCACGGCGGAGGAAAAACAUUCAUCACCGUACUGUACGAUUUGUCUCGAAUAUGCAACGGAAGGAGAAAAGAUGAGGAGGAUAUCGGCGUGCAAUCACUGUUUCCACGCUGAUUGUAUCGAUCCGUGGUUUGAGAAGAAGUCUACGUGUCCUUUGUGUAGAGCUGAGAUACCUCCGGUGCCGCCGGGAAAUCCUCUGGUGGCGCUUUUUGUGCCACCCUGCGUGAUUGAGAUGUUCACCAAAGGAAUCAUCUCCGACGCGUAGGACUUUAGCCUUCUCUAUCGUCAUCACAAACAAUAAGACAAAAUAUUUGUCGGUUGAAUAUUUUUCUUAUCAAAUAAUAUUUACUAUAUAAUUCGUCGAAUGAUAAAGAAUUUAUACAACAUGAAAUUUAGAUAAAACUCCAAUAUAUAUGUUGGUGACCAGAAAAAGAAGAACCUCCACCAUCUUAUGCAUUAGAGUCUAGAGAGUCGUCUAGAGAGUCAUAGGGUCUGAUUGGUGAAAACUAUAGAAGAAAUGAGUAGAAUUUUAAAGAA